Xenopus laevis (African clawed frog) is the source of this 1156-nucleotide messenger RNA. Its product is annotated as olfactory receptor class A-like protein 1. Lineage: Eukaryota; Metazoa; Chordata; Amphibia; Anura; Pipidae. The transcript has a single exon. The coding region runs from base 149 to 1156 and encodes 335 amino acids. The record is from RefSeq and is a predicted model, not a curated record.
GGAGUGAAUCUGGCUGAUAUGUUUAUAUUACUGAUAGUCCCUGAGAAAGAACAACUUCAAAAACUCACAUUCAAUUUUUACAGUUGUCAUAAAUCAUAGGAGGACUCCACCUUGUCUAUAUUCACGGCAGUUAGUGUGCGAAAGUACCAUGACAAUAAAUGUGCAACUUAAAGCUGCUGGAUUUCUUUGUUUGCUCAUAAUUGGGAUUCCUGCCAAUAUUUCACUUAUGCUGGGAUUUGCUCACAUUGGUCUCUUAGAGAAAAAGCUCUUACCAGCCAACAUAAUAAGGAUGUCACUUUCAUUCGCUAAUCUCUUAGUUCUGAUUUCUCGCAUUGUACCACAAGCCUUAUUCUCCAUCGGACUAAAGCAUUUACUCAAUGACCAACAGUGCAAAUUAUUUAUUUUUGUUUUCAGAGUAAGCAGAGCCAUGUCCAUUUGUAUAACCAGUUUCCUUAGCUGUCACCAGUGUAUAAUUAUUGCUCCUGCCACAGGAAAAUGGAUAUACCUCAAACAAAUGGUCAGUAGUUAUGCAAUAAACAUAAUUUCUUUACUCUUGGCUAUGAAUAUGGCUAUUUACCCUUUUGCAAUUUUGUUUGGACGGACAACAACGAAUGAAACACUAUCACCAUACACACUGCACUUAGUAUAUUGUGAUGUUGAUUUUAUGAGUUAUGCAUAUUACAUGUUAAGUGGUUUGUUAUCUGCAAUUCGAGACAUUCUGUGUGUUGGACUGAUGGUUCUCUCCAGCAUGUACAUGGUGUAUGUUCUCUUCCGCCAUGGGAAAUCAAUGAAAGGCAAACGCAGUUCUGACAAGGGACAACGAAAGACAGUUGAAUACAAGGCAUCAAGAGCUGUCAUCUUGUUGGUUACAAUGUACAUGGCCUUGUUUGGCAUGGAUAAUUCAUUUUGGAUCUACACGUUGACCAUGACUAAUGUGGAUCCAGAUGUAAGUGAUACUAGAGUGUUCCUUGCUGCAUCAUUUGCUGCCCUGAGUCCUAUUCAUAUCUUUGCAACCACUCCUAAAUUACACUUUUUCUUUCAAAGUCCAUUCAAAAAGCGAACUAUUGAUGUACAGACUAUUAUUACAAAUGAUAUACAGACUAUUAUAACAAAUGAAAACAGAAAUACUGUACAGAACUCACAUAAUGGAGUUUAA